AUGCCGCUCUUCGUCCAUAUUCUGCGCUCGGCCAUGCUCUUCAUGAACAUAUACGACACAUACAAGACGCUGAAGCCACCGCCACCGUCUACCAGAGACCCGUCACGUCCCAGUGUUCGAGCGGCUACCCAGCGGAAGAGAGAUCUCAAGGGAUGUCUAGCGGUCUGGAUAGUCUGGUGCUGCUUUACAUUGUAUGAGCGUCUAAUAGAAGGCUUCGUCAAUCUUUUUAUACCAUUCUAUGACGAAUUUAAGUCAAUGGUAGUCCUAUUUAUGAUCAUCACGAGGGCGAGGGGUGCUGAGCCCAUCUUCCUACACGUUCUGCGGCCGCUAAUCCGACCCUAUGAUGCGAGCAUCGACGGGACCCUGGAGGUCUUGCGCAUGACCGGUGACUUCGUCUUCGCCCUCGCAUCCUUCCCAGUCCAACUCGCCAUCGACUAUUGGAAGAACAAGUUCUCGCCCGACUUUAAAGUUCCGGAGAAAGACUCGGAGUGCAGCUCGGAUACGUCGGAUAGUCGCUCAAUCGGCAACGAUGCUGUUGAUCAAGCCGCGGGCUCGGCGCUCAACGGAGGCAAAUUCGCCCAAAAGCCCCAUCAACCGCCUAUCCGUCGCACGUCCGGGGACAGCACCAGGACCCUUGUGGCGGGUGACCCACGGAAGAAAUCGUCGCCACACGAGAUAUGGCAUCCUCCUCGGUCAGCAUACGAGGACCACAGUGGCAUCGUGCGGACGGCGUCCAACGGUUCAGCCAGCAGUGGUUCCACCGGCGUCAUCGAGCUCACCAAGGAAGAAAAGGAGAUCGAAGAAUGGAGAAAGUACCCCGACUUCCCUUCCGCUUACCCACCCACCCCACUAACGACGACCGUCCACCUGUCCUCAACUACCGCCGUUGUUGGAGCCCAACUCUUCGCCCCCAUUCCUGAAGAUGAACCUCCCCAGCAGGAUUUUCACAGGUCGCUCAAGCAGCCGCGUAGUCAGUUGAAUCCCAGCUACGCAGAUGACUUGAGCGACCAAAGUGAAGUAACCCAUGGGAUUCACCAGUAUAACGGAUUUGCGGGAACAAGCACCACUGCAGUGGAGACGGAGGACGAGAGCAUGUCCGACGGUUCGUAUGAAGAAGAGGACACUUUCGACAUAACGCUUCAAACGCCGCUACAGCCACACAUCUCCUUGCGGACACCACGAGCGCCUCUCCUGGCUGCGUUCCCCAGCCAGUCAACAGCCGUCGACAGUGUCGAUAGCACGUCAUCUCUUCAGACACGAACACCCUCAGCCCAGUCUCAUGGCUCCGUUUCUCCGACUCCUUCUCUGAGCGGCACAUCAUCGUCUGCCAUGGAAGUCGAUUCAGAACAACCUUUUGUCAAAGCCAGUGACGAGAAUGGGAGGGUCAGGCGACCCCAAAUAACCGCUGGACGGGAACGCUCUGGCACGACGAUGCAGCGCCGGCUAAGGCCGCGUCCGAGUCCAGUAAAGAAGAGAAAGAUUGCACGCUCCAAUCUCUCGGAAGGCGGUACGAGUACCACGAGUACAGGGGAAGAAGACAAUAAGGAGACGUCAGGCGCCAACGGAGAGGGGAUUGCCGAGGAUGUGUAUGUUCCGCCUGUCCAGAAGACGCCUUUGAAGAAGCGACCCAGGAUGGCGGGUACCACUCGAAAAACACCAAGCACCACGACCACCAGUGGCACUUCGAGGACAGUCAAACCCCGCGUUGCUCGGCGCACGUCACCAGUUCAGCGUCCCCAAUUGACUAGGACCCAACCGUCUGGCUCCCGACUCGGUACUACCGCUACUUCGAGUAGGAAGUCCUCGACGAGAAGUGCUGCUGGAUCGAGAUUACCUCGCCGUAACACGGAUUCAACACAGAACCUUGUUUCCACGAGAAGGAAUGGUGACGCUCCCUCUCACAGUAUCACAACACAGGGAAGCGUUUCCUCCUCGGCCGCUUCAACUGCAUCCGAUUCCGCUCAAGAGAAACACGCCUCGAGCUCACGCCCAAAACGCAUCGUUGGCUCCUCAACGCUUUCAUGA
Molecule: messenger RNA, 2025 nt
Organism: Coprinopsis cinerea okayama7#130
Lineage: Eukaryota; Fungi; Basidiomycota; Agaricomycetes; Agaricales; Psathyrellaceae
Exons: 3
Coding region: 1-2025 (674 amino acids)
Source: RefSeq, a predicted model, not a curated record